GAAAGCAGUUGCUAUAACCUGUCCCAGCAGAAGCCCAGGCAUCGGAUUUACGGAACAGAACCUUAAAUAAGUAUGUUCAAAGAACCUAAAGAAACCAUGUCUGAAGAAUUGAAGGUAAGGAUAAGAAUGAUUUCUCACUGAAUGGAAAGCCAUAACAAGGUGAUAGAAACUAUUUUGAAAAGAAAACAAUUAGAAAUUCUAGAGUUGAAAAAUAUAAUAACUGAAAUUUCAAAUUUACUAGAGGGGCCUAGCAGUAUAUUUGAGCUGGCAGAUGGAGACUCAGUAAAUUUGAAGUGAAGUCAGUAAAAUUAUCAAUUCUAUCAAAUAAAUGAAAAGAGAAUGAAGAAACCAUUGCUGAGCUUUAGAAUUAUGACUCAAACUCUGGCUGCUUUUUAUCAAGAUUUGGUGUAUUUGUUAGGUGUACCUAAAAUGGAAGAUUCUUCAAGAACUCCAGUCCUUUAGGGGUAAAAUAUUAUGUAUCAGGUAAAUAUAAGCAGUGACCACAGGAGGAAGAGAUCACAAGGCCUCUGUGGGAAAACAUUGUAAUUAAACUUUCCAAUUCACAGGUGACCACAGCAAAAGGACCAGGACCAAGACAUUCCUGUAACAAAAAUUAACUAAUCAUCUAUUUUAUUGGCUACACUCUGGGCUAGGAGCUUUGACGUAAUGCCUUGGAAUCUUUAAAACACUUCCAAUUAGAGGAACUUGGUUAGAUUGUUUCAGACCCAUGGAUUCACUUAUCCACCAUGUACUUCAUAUUUAACCUUUGUUUUCUCAACUCAAGAUGGUGCUAACAAGAUCACCUCCUGCAAAACUGUGAAAGCGAAGUUACUCACGUAAAGAGCUGAGUGUGCUGCAGGGCAUACAGUAAAAGUUCCAGAAAAGCUCCAGUCAUGACGCAGGAAGGCUGCAGUCUGCAGACCACAGAAGAGCCAGCGGUCUUCAGAGCCAUGUUGGCGGCGGUGGGCUCCCUGGUGGCCGCCUUCUGGGCGACGCUCCAUCUCCGGACGCUCCUGCUGGCUGCUGUCGUCUUUCUGUUCGUUGUUGACUUCCUCAAAGGCUGGCGCCCCCAAAACAACCCUCCAGGGCCCUGGCGCCUGCCCUCCCUAGGCAGCUUUUUCACGUGAACGUUGAGCAAUUGCACUUUGAGAUUCAGAAGGUAGGAGGAGGCAAAGGUAUCUGUAAAUCUUGACCUGCAGUGUUAACCUGGGCAGGAGGAUGGGUGGCUCUAAGGCUGAUACUGGCAACUGCCAAACCCACUCUGAAUUGUUUUAAAACUUACCUGUCAACUGGCACCAUUCUACCUGCCCCUUCUA
Messenger RNA from Castor canadensis (American beaver), 1316 nucleotides. Its product is annotated as tetratricopeptide repeat protein 22-like. Gene Ontology annotation, molecular function: protein binding. The record is from RefSeq and is a predicted model, not a curated record. NCBI's taxonomy places the organism in Eukaryota, Metazoa, Chordata, Mammalia, Rodentia, Castoridae.